Striga asiatica is the source of this 1493-nucleotide messenger RNA. The record is from the annotation of a GenBank genome assembly. Lineage: Eukaryota; Viridiplantae; Streptophyta; Magnoliopsida; Lamiales; Orobanchaceae.
GAAGGUAAUACAUAGACAGAGAGUGGUACCAAAAACUGCACUUGAACUUGAUGAAACUAUUAUUCAGGAGUAAAAACGUUAUAAAAACUGUAUAAAUUCAUAGAAGAAGAUUGUGAGGCUGAGUAUGGCGGAGGACAGUGGCUCGGGUGGUGGCUCAGCCGCAGCCACCGUAAAAUCGAUAUUUGUUUACCCAAUUAAAUCAUGCCGCGGUAUCUCCCUUCCUCAAGCGCCCAUAUCUCCCACAGGGUUCCGGUGGGACCGGCAAUGGCUGGUGGUGAACUCCAAAGGCCGAGCUGUUACUCAAAGAGUCGAGCCGAAGCUCGCUCUUGUUCAAGUUCAGUUGCCGGAUGAAGCCUUUCAUCCCGAUUGGGAGCCAAAUAAACAUUCAUUCUUAGUGAUAAGUGCUCCUGGGAUGGAUGUGCUGAGGGUGCCAUUGGCCAAGCCUGCUGAGAAAAUCGAUGGGGUCUCUGUGUGGGAAUGGUCUGGUUCGGCAGUCGAUGAAGGACCUGCUGCUGCACAGUGGUUCUCGAAUUUUCUCGGGAAGCCCAGCAGGCUCGUUCGGUUCAAUGACGCAUUGGAAGUAAGGAAUGUGGACCCUGCUUACGCACGUGGGUACAAAGUUAUGUUUUCUGAUGGGUACCCUUUCCUCUUGCUAUCCCAGGGAUCGUUGAAUGCCUUAAACGCUCUUCUCCAAGAAUCUAUCCCUGUCAACCGUUUUAGACCCAAUAUCGUGGUAGAUGGAUGUGAACCAUUUUCCGAAGAUCUGUGGACAGAGAUGAGGAUAAACAGGUCAACCUUCAAUGGUGUUAAAUUAUGCAGCCGUUGCAAGGUACCCACAAUUGAUCAAGAAACUGCAGUUGGCGGAUCUGAGCCGACUCAAACUCUGACGAGCUUUCGUUCUGAUAGAGUAUUGCGUCCAGACAAGCAAAAGCCUCAGGGGAAGGUGUAUUUUGGACAGAACAUAGUUUGUAAGGACUCCCUCAGUAAAGGAAAGGGAAAGAGCAUUAAAGUGGGAGAUCCUUUAUUUGUCGUCAAUACGGUGUUGUGUGCUGCCGAUGCUGCUGCUUAAUUUGUAGCGGGUCGCACGUUUCGUUGCAUAAUAAGUUCCAAACGUGUUCUUUUGACAAUAAAACUCGGUUUGUUGUGGUGUAUUUGGUUUAUCCAGGUUUCUCUUCAAAUAAGAUUUAACUUGGAUGAUGGUAGAGAUGUAAAAUUGUAUGAAAGAGUUGUGCUUCUGUUGUUGUAAUGGAGUCUGGAGGUGGCUUAUCAACUAAUUUUACUACAAACAUGCCUAAAUAUAACAAUAAUUCUAGUUGUAAAUAAUUAUUUGUAUAUACUAUAUAGAGGUAAAGGUAGAAGUGGCCAUCAAGCUGGGUCGGCCUGCUGACUUAGCGGGCCAGGCUCAGCUAUCCACUUGGGCUUGUUCUGAUUCCUCUUUUUUGUUAUGGUCCGUCGGCCUGUCGGGUUGGGUCCAUUGGCCUUGUAUACCAAAA